AUGGCAGGCGGGUCACUCUUCCAGGUCGGCGAAGAUGUCGAAUUCUGGAGAGUAUUGAUCCACUUGAGUAUCCUGGCGUUCUGCCUCGUGCUCUUUGAAAGGGCACUACAUAAACUGGAGCACAAGUUCCCUCUUUCGGAGAAAUACCAGCACAUGCUCAAGAAGGCGUAUCGAGAGCUCAUGGUCCUCGGUUUGAUCAGUCUCGGACUCAAGAUCCUCAGAGAGAUCCCCGACAUCGACAGCUACAGCAAGACCAUAUUGGCCUUCCAAGUGGCCGAUUUGACCAUCUUCCUUCUAGCGCUGGCCCUCAUUGUACAGUCCACCGGUGUGUUUCUACUACUGCGCAACCAGAACGACCGAGCUGAACGAGCUGAACUCAUCACGACGCAAGACCUGAUCAACUCGGUCAACGGAUCCAAAGGUUCCGACGAUGCGGUGCCCACUUUCUUUCAGACGCUGUUCUGCUGCGGCAGGUCAGCCAAGAAGAGAGCCAACGACAGAGAACUCAUCGAGUUGAGACUUCUGCGGCGUCUGUUCGUUCACCGCUUCGGACUACCGCAGCUCUUCCCGUACUCCAAGUACCUCAGUCGAGCUCAAGCCAACCAGAUCGCGCACAUGAUUGAGGUAGAGCCGGUGAUGUGGGUCGUGCUGCUCAUCGUGGCGUGGGCAAUUUGUGGCCUGCUGGAGAUACUCAAGACCCUCGAUACCGACAUGCCAGAGAGCCACGAGCUCGUCGAAUCUUUCAUGAUGUUCGCGUGGGCGUUGCUACUACUCCACGUCAUGGUGCGCUCAUACCUUCGCUCCUGUAUACACCACCUCCUCCACUCGGCAGCAUUCAGUAACGACAAGGCCACACUUGUUGCCAACCUGAGCGUUAUCGCCGAUGAAGAAGCCGAAGCGUGGAAGAAUGAGGAAGCAGACAAGGCACUAGAGAUCAUGGGGUGCAUCCAAGAGCAUCACGAGGAGCUGGAACUCCAACGUGAACGCAACAAAAGAGCGGGUGUAGGACACCUCAACAAGCGACGCAGCAGCCUGGCAGAGGAAGGCGUCGUGCCCGGGUCUCCUACCAUCGAGAUCCGCUUCUUCUCACACAAAGGAUGGCACAUUGGCGUCAUGCUGCUGCUCAUCCUCAACGGGUUCCUCAUCACCCUCUUUGUACAGUGCGCAUUCUACGACAUGGACGACAUCUACGAAGACUUUGGUACACUCCCGACGAUCAUGGUACCGCUCCCGCUGGUGCUUAACGCCGUGAUUCUACAGCGUCACAUCUUCUACGACUUUGUCGUCGUCAGUAACACACUGCGUAUCGAUUCGCAGACACUUAGUGACGUCGUGGAGAAUUUCAGUGAGAUCGUUCACGUACGAUCCGAGUUCGCUACCACUCUACUGAACCACAUUGUCCAACAAGAACUUACUAUCGUAAAUCUCCAGGCCGAACUGAAGGCCCGAGACCGAACCAGCUCUGGGUUCAUCGAUGUUGACGAUCUUCGUGAGGUUCUGUCGAACUGUUGUUUCAACUGGAAGGUACCACCGUCGCCUACUCACACGUAG
Messenger RNA from Phytophthora infestans T30-4, 1551 nucleotides. RefSeq lists its product as uncharacterized. The record is from RefSeq and is a predicted model, not a curated record. Gene Ontology annotation, biological process: defense response. The transcript is spliced from 2 exons. Gene Ontology annotation, cellular component: membrane. NCBI's taxonomy places the organism in Eukaryota, Oomycota, Peronosporomycetes, Peronosporales, Peronosporaceae. Gene Ontology annotation, molecular function: calcium ion binding. The coding region runs from base 1 to 1551 and encodes 516 amino acids.